Messenger RNA from Ostrea edulis (European flat oyster), 1418 nucleotides. RefSeq lists its product as uncharacterized. The transcript has 16 exons. Bases 41 to 1396 code for a protein of 451 amino acids. The record is from RefSeq and is a predicted model, not a curated record. Lineage: Eukaryota; Metazoa; Mollusca; Bivalvia; Ostreida; Ostreidae.
CGUGGCACACGAUGUUAAUCGUGACCAAAUUCUUAUCAAAAUGGCGGCCUUAGGAAUCUCUGUAAGAAUGAAAGGUACACACACUUCCGCAGUUAUCUCCCUUCUGGUGAUCGUUGUUUCAAUGAUCGAUUAUAUCAAUGCGGGAGGACCACUAUGUUACUCGUGUUUACACGUGGCACAUCAAAGAGACUGCACUCGUAUCGUGCAAUGUGGAAGCCAUCAGAGGUGCUUUGGCAGGAGAUUUCUUACCCCAGAUGGGCUGAUUUAUUUUUCCUCCGGAUGUGAAUCAAUAGCGGGAUGUGGAGCGAGACGAUCCUACAACCUGGACCAUACAAACACCUUGCUGCAGAAGGCGUCAUUAAGGGCGGGGAACGGAGAUAUUCAGGCCUGCGACCAGUGUUGUCAGGGGGACUAUUGUAACCUGCAACUCUGUGACAUUCCAAUACAGUUAAAACAGCGAUGUCUGUUUUGUGAUGACGUCAUAAAUCCCGAGGAUUGCAAUCUUUCUCUUCAAUGUGACGAAGAUCAGUAUUGCUACACGGAACAUAUCUAUGUGAAUGAUGAAAAGAGAUUCAGGAUGGGAUGUGCCCAAAAAAGUGGAUGUAUAGUUGCUCAGGAACCAGUGGUCGGGAGAAGAGAUUCCCAUGGUUACAGAAAAGCCCCGCCCACAGAAAGCCACGGAAAAGCUCCGUCCAUAGAACGCUACAGAAAGGCCCUACCCACCGAUCGGACGUACUGCGCUAAGUGUUGUACAGGACCUAACUGUAACAGGGACCUCUGCACAUCUAGAACAGUUAUUAACCAAUACGAAUUGAGCUCACCACCACCACUCGUGCUGUGUCAGGACUAUGACGAGUCAGCUUGCAGAAACGGACUAACUAAUCCCAGUUUUUGUCAGGACCAAGUCAAUAGACAACUGCAUUGUCCCAGGACCUGCAACACAUGCAACGGACCUCCCAUCCCUCCUCCUGCAACAACCAUAACCACGACACCAGGUGUCGCUGUUACAACUCCCGCGACUGUUGGACCAUGCGUAGACGGAGCUAACUGCCAACAGUACGCGUCCUUCUUCUGCAAUCCCUCAAACCCAGGCGGACUCGAUGUAUGUCCCAUCACAUGUAAAAAACCAGAAUGCACAGGUGGCACCACGGUAAACCCUACAUCGCUACCCUGUGAAGACCCCAUUCCUUCGUGCCAGUGUGAAUAUUUGCAAAAUAACUUGGACAUAUGUAGCGAUGGGGACCCUGAGCUUCAGAAAUUCUGUUGCUUUUAUUGCAAGAAAUUUCAUGACCCCAGCUGGGUUUGCUCUGCUCAAGACAAGACAAUAUGUAAUGCAUACGAAAAACCAUUUUCAACAGAAAUUGCAGGGCUGAAUAUCACCUGUCAUACAAAUUAGCAUUAAAUACGUAUGUAAUACU